This is a messenger RNA of Acanthamoeba castellanii str. Neff, 645 nucleotides long. RefSeq lists its product as uncharacterized. The record is from RefSeq and is a predicted model, not a curated record. The transcript has a single exon. The coding region runs from base 1 to 645 and encodes 214 amino acids. NCBI's taxonomy places the organism in Eukaryota, Discosea, Longamoebia, Acanthamoebidae.
AUGGCGGCGUGGCAGCAGGAGUUGUGGAGGAGGCAGCGGGCUCACCUGGCCGCUCACGAGGAGGACGCGACGACGCUCUUCGUGCGGGCGCCGCUCACGGCCGUAGCCCAGCACCACAGCCACGGCGUGGCCACAACUACCACUACCACCACGCAAGCGGCCAAGCGUCUCCGUUCGCCGCGCUACAACAGCGGCCCGGCCAGUAACAAGCUGCGGCGGAGCGACCAGGACGACCACAUCAGCGCCGCCACCAAGAACGACAACAAGAAGAAGGAGAAGAAGGAAAAGAAGAACGAGAAGGGCAAGGAGAAGCUCCAUCAAGUAGUGGUUGUGGACGAAGCAGAGGAAGCUAUUGUCGACGAAAACGAGACCACCACUCCCACGAGAAGCAAGAAGAAGCGAUCGUCGUCGUUCAAGCGGGCGGUAGAGAAGAUCAAGCACAUGACGACCAGUCGACACGAAGAGGAGGAAGAAGAGUCAGAAGCGGAAGAGACAGGAGAGGACAGCAGUGCGCUGCGACCACCCCAGACCCAGCACAACCUCGCCGCCACUCUCGGCGUGUUCGACCUGGGGGCAAACCAGGUCAACGCUCUGGCCUGGUACCAACGACUGUCGGCCGCCGCACGACCGCAACGCGCGAGCUGA